AUGCCGAACACCAAAAAGGAGCACGCAGAUAACUGGCAUAAGAAGGCUAAAAUAUCAAUGGAACACCCCUGUCAGAUGAGAUCUAUUUAUCAACUUUGCAACGUCAGAGGCAAAAAACUGUUAGAAAUGUUUCUGCAAAAUUCAAAAGCUAUACGGAAAAGCGAUGGAUCGUUUACUUCGCAACGUCUACAGUUAGAAUCCGGUGUGUCCCAAGUAUCAAAUCGAACAUUUCGCAG
This is a messenger RNA of Paramuricea clavata, 236 nucleotides long. NCBI's taxonomy places the organism in Eukaryota, Metazoa, Cnidaria, Anthozoa, Malacalcyonacea, Plexauridae. The record is from the annotation of a GenBank genome assembly.